AUGGCCGAAGAAGGCAAGUUUUAACUCAACUUUAGAUUUCCAGAAUUUAGCAGGAAAUACGAGCGAGCAAAGUUUAUUGCUUGCACACGAAACGGUUGAGAAGUUAAAAGAGAAGAUUGAUAACCACAUUUAUUCAGAAUUUAUUAGCAAUCAGAAGAUUCCUUUCUCAAGUGAACAUAUUCUCCAGACCUGUAUUACUGCUGUAAAUAGUUGUUUGGGGUACCAUGAUUUGGUAUUUUCUACUAGAGGGGGAGACUUCGAAGAUGUAGAGGACGAGCCUCCCCUCCCUACAAUCGACAAAUGGUGUAUGGACAAUGUCCACGUUGAGAAAGUCAACAAGCUAUGAAUCGACACUCUUGACCCAGGAGACGAUGAUAAAUAAAUCAAUCCGCUCAUAUCGGUCAUUUGCAAAGUCCUACACUUCUGGGUUAAAAAGGACUCAGAAGACAUUUUUAAAAAUCAGAGAAAAACCUGAAGCUAAAAUGAUCAAACUUAAGCUAAAGCAAAGAGAAGUCCCUGAAGAUGAGGCUAAGCUUCGUCAAAACAAGGAAAAGCAAAUCCUCAUUCGACAAAAAGAAGCUGCAGAGAAAUAAGCGGAUUCUUGAAGAAGAGCGACAAGAGAAGAUCAAAAAGAGAUUUGCACAGGGUGGUGACCCCAACGCUAGCCUUACUUGUGACCAUAAUGGUAAACCUAUGAUUGUGAAGAAGCUGAAUGGCAAUAAAAUUGGCCCAAGAGAUGGUCCGAGAUACUCAAUAGAAACAGUAGAUAGGCACCAGAUCAAGAUCAUGAAGCGGAAGAAGCAGAAAAAAUUUGAAUCUUAUGCUAAAAGUCUAUUCCAAAUCAAUUUCGAAUCAAAAUAGCAUCGUUGAUGAUUUGAAAUUAAACCGUGGUGACUUUAUGGAUGAGACAAACUCAUCAGCAACUUUCGGGGAUGUCUCUUCCGUCCUAUCUCUUAUGCCAGGAGUUCAGUAUAAUACAAAAGAGAGAACUUUCAAAGGACCAAUGUAUAAGAAAAAAAAUAAGAUGGCUAUAAAUGAUUAUAAAAUCAUUGCAAAGUCAAGAGAUAACCCAAAGGUCAGAUAUGGUGCUCAGGAGGAGAUCCCCCAGGACUCUCUUAAGCAAGAAACACUCAUAGUCCCAGAAGUGUCUGAAGAAGUAGCUUCCAGCAUUACCUCAUUAACGAAAAAGAGAAAGAAAGGGCCAGAAAUAAUAACUGGAGAUUUAACUAAGAGUCAUCUUCUUCAAGAUGGAAGCUUGUUACAUAAUGUAUCUUUAACAAAUACUGGCACUGGAAGAUUUGGACACAGAAGAAGAUUCACUGACGUAACAUUUACAGGAAAGAAUAAUGACUAUUUUAUGAAUUUCAAUGGAAUGAGGCCAACCACUGCUAAACUGCAUUAUAACAAUAUGAUCAAGAGGAUGUCCAUACGUAAAUCUAUGAAGGAAAUUGGGAAUCAGUUUUCAAUAAAGCAAAUGAUCUUAGAAGAUGUCACGAAUUUUACAUCAAAUCCCCAAAUGGUUGAGAGGAGGAAUAAAUCGAAAAAUAUAAGAAUCUCUGCUUUUAACAAAUUUAACAAUGAUAUUCUGCAAGGAAGAGUUAGUAAUAUUGGGUCUGGUUCUCAAGGACGGGUUCAUUCCGCUGCAUACAACACAAGACCCAGGAUAAAGAAAGAGUUAUUAGAAGGUAGACUCUCUGCUGAGUCUUCACAAAGGAACCAGCUCAGCUCUGGCUCUCGCCUGAGACGUAUUUCAAGAGCAAUAAAGACGAGCCUGAGGGAGAAUGGGGCUAAGAUUAAGGUUAAAAAUUAG
Messenger RNA from Moneuplotes crassus, 1810 nucleotides. The record is from the annotation of a GenBank genome assembly. NCBI's taxonomy places the organism in Eukaryota, Ciliophora, Spirotrichea, Euplotida, Euplotidae.